AAACUUCCUUCGGUUUCGGCGCCUUCAUUACAAGAACACUCGAAGUCCGCUUAUAUUUCACUCAGGGAUAACUGUCGAAACUAUUUACAGCACGGCCAGAUAUAUUUCGUUGAUCUUUCAGUUCGAUUCAUUAAGAAUUUCUCUCUCUGUGCUGCUGAUUUCACUAGAGCUUCCUACAAUUGCGUUUGCGUAGUUCUAACGUUUAUAAAUCCACAGCUUCUGCGCUUAGCCAGAGGGGUUUUUUCUUGACGAGCAGUACACCCAAGUACGUUUCAGAUUUUUCUUUUUUCCGCUGUAGAUAAUGUAUUAUAAGGAAUUGCGCGAGACGCUGAAGCAGGCUAAAGAUUUGAAAAUGCAGAUCUGUUGUGAGGCCAAGAAAAAGAAUUGUAGGCGGAGGAGGAGGGUUGGGAAAAGGGCUUCCAGGACUAAUGCCGCCUGCUCAAUGGGGCGGAAACGAAUUGCGGUGAAUUCUUUUGCUUCUCAUGAAAAAUCUGCUGAAUUUUUCUCAGGAGGAGGGAGAAAUUUGUUUACCCGAGUGGGAAAUAGUUCCCCUGUUAUUGGGGAAAAGAUGAAUUUGGCGAGUGAAACGGACAUUGAAUCUCUGCCGUUGGAUAUCUUGGUCCAAAUUAUUUGUAAUUUUCAUCAUGAUGAAGUCAAGACUCUCUGCCUUGUCUCACGCAAAUUCAGAGAAGCGGUUGUAAUUGCUAGACAGAUGCACUUUGACUUCUCUACACCAGUACGUGUGCGAGCCACUAAACGUAGAUUAAAUUCUUUGAUGCCCCAUGAAAGUUCAAAAGAUUGUGCAAGCUCUUUUGGAGGGUUCGAAAGUUUGUGUGAUUCAUGUUCAACGCCUGCAACACCUAAUGCACCAAAGCAAGUGAGCAAAUUUCAAAAGACACGAUUAGCCUUCGAAGAAAUGAAGGAAAUGCCUUCAUUGCUGUUUUACCCGGGCACUCCAGCCAAGUAUGAUGAUGAAAAACUAUUAAACCAGAAUCAUUUUUUGAGGUCCAGAGGCUGUAUUACAAACAGAGUUUUGUUUGUUGAGGAUGAGCUUUGCGAUGCAGUGGCCCGAAACCGAAUUUAAUUUUGUUCUAUAUGUGGAGUUUCACUUCUUAGUUUUGUGUCACAGUAUACCAUACUCAGAAACCAUGGCAUUCGGCCAUAAAUUUUGUAUCAGCUCUAUUUAGCAUUUAUUGUAGUUACAUCUGUAUAUGAUACGGAUCAAUCUCACUUCUUGUGAGCUAUCCAUGACAUUCUUUUCGUUCCUGUAUAAAUUGGGUAUUGAGUCCCAUGACUGUCAUCUGUUUGAGGUCUUCAACAUAACAAUUUUAAAUUGUUUAGCAGGUCAAAGAUCGUGCUCAAUCAAUAAUUCUUUGUACACACACUAAAGCGUUUAUAAAUAAAUGUUUUGAAUUAUUUGC
This is a messenger RNA of Cryptomeria japonica (Japanese cedar), 1421 nucleotides long. RefSeq names its product F-box protein At4g35930. The transcript is spliced from 4 exons. The record is from RefSeq and is a predicted model, not a curated record. Bases 302 to 1084 code for a protein of 260 amino acids. Lineage: Eukaryota; Viridiplantae; Streptophyta; Pinopsida; Cupressales; Cupressaceae. Gene Ontology annotation, molecular function: protein binding.